AUGUCAUCUACUCCGUUCAAAGGCUCGCUCAAGGCUAAGCGCAAGGGAGAGCUCACCGAGAUUGCUCAGGCUCUCGGUAUCGGUCUCGACCAGUCGGAAAAGAAGGAAGAGCUUGAGGACCUCAUCCGUGAGCACCUAAUGAGCAACAAGAACCAGUACUCUUCCAAUGGGAACUUCAAGGGCCUCAUCGAGAGCCUUGACGGUCGCAAACGCUCUGCUCGUUCCAGCAGCGUCAAUGGAAACGCCGACUCGGACGCCUCUGACUCGCCCGAAGCGUCUGUUCGGUCGCCUCGUAAGCACUCGCAACGUGCUUGCAACCUUGUCACGCCUUCGACUCCUUUUGCCAACAUCCCUGAGAGCGUUUCCGACCUUGCUACUACCGCCAAGCAGCGCGGCUUCAAGGCUCGCAAGUCGCUCGACAAGCUCGUCGACACCAUCUCGGGCAACGCUCGCUCCACGGCCGACGAGCUGAGCAGUGAGGUUCAGGAUGCUCAGAGCGAGGUCGCUGCUAGCCUUCAGGCCGUUCAAGGUGAAGCCGCCAAGCGUUACCGCAAGGUCAAGCAGGAAGGCGACAAGGUCUUUUUCCGUGCUCGCAACUGGCUUAGCGACUCCAAGAAUCUUGUUCGCCUUCUUGUUGCUUUCGAGGGCAUAUUGCUUGUGCUCGCCACGCUCCCUACCACCUACCUCGAGCUUGAAAGCCGUGGCCCUCACAUCCCCGUGGUCAACCCCAAGUCUGGCAUCAACGGAUACCUCCCUCACUGGGCCAUCACUCUUCCGGACCCGCGUGGCCUCAUCAGCCUAGCCUUCUACCGACCCCUGGUGCUCUGGGCCGUCUACAGCGUUCUUGUGCCCCUUGCUGUAGCCCACCUGGUCACAUUUGAUCGUCGCUCGCAGCCUUCGGCCUACUCGUUCCUCUUGGCACGUCUCUCGGCCCUCUUCUUCCUGGCCCGCGUGCUUCCGAACAGCACCCUCACCGCGCUUGGCCUUCCUUCACCCGCUAUGCUCGGCGUUGCUGCUGGUGAGGUCCCCGAGUUGGCACUCAUUCGAGGAUUGCGCUCGCUCUUUUCGUACGACUACGUCCUCGCUCACCUUGGCGUUGACCUCCAGAUCUGGGCCACCGCUACCGUCUUUGGUUUCGCUCGCUACGAAGCCAUCGCUGUCCGACCCCGUGCAUCUUAG
Ustilago hordei is the source of this 1179-nucleotide messenger RNA. RefSeq lists its product as uncharacterized. NCBI's taxonomy places the organism in Eukaryota, Fungi, Basidiomycota, Ustilaginomycetes, Ustilaginales, Ustilaginaceae. Gene Ontology annotation, cellular component: membrane. Bases 1 to 1179 code for a protein of 392 amino acids. The transcript has 2 exons. The record is from RefSeq and is a predicted model, not a curated record.